GAAGUCAGGGCUCAGGAAUCAGGGUCUUUGUUUCAUCCUUGUCUUUUAUCUUGGCCUCUGCCUCCCACCAUCAGUUCGAUCCCUCUGGUCUUCGUGAGCCUGUUCUCUCCCCUCCAGUUAGCGAGAAUUACCACAUCCAUCAAUCGUUAUCUCAACAGCGAGAUUUUCUUCCCAACCUCCUGCCGUUUUGCUGCAAAGCCCUCCCAGCACCUUUCCUAUUGCAGCCCGCGGGGCCCCAGUCAUGGGAUCUGCUUUGCUAAUGUCCUGAAGUUAUCACUGGGGACUGGUCUGGGUCUCCUGGGAUGGGGGGAUGAGAGUGGGAACCACCCCCUCUUGUCCUGGGGGAUGCCUGGAUCCCCUAAAUAAUAUACGGGUCCUGUCUUCCUGGGAUGCGUGGGCUGGUGCGGCGUGUCCGGAGCACGCCUGCCCUCGGCCAACGCUGGAGAGGAUGCCCAGAAGCGGGUGGAGGGGGGCACGCGCUGUCCUUGACUCGCUGGAGGAGACAAUUCGGCCCUGGCAGGAAGCUCCCUGGGACUUUUCCAUUCCCCCCACCGGUCCCAGAGCACCGGGGUGUCAGUUUUCCCUGCACGAGGCUGUUGGCAGGGUCCGGGCUGGGUGGCUGCGGGCUCUGCUCCCUGAUCCACUCCCCUGCUGCCCAGCUUCGGGCAAACCCUGGUCUCGCCUCAUGCCUUGCCCCCCCCUUGCCAUAAAUAACUUUUCUUUGCCAAACCCCUUUAGCUCAGCGGUUCGGUCUGUCCCGCAGCAUCCCAGCUCCUCUUGCCACCUCCCUCCAGCAAUGGCAGCCCCUCUGCCCUGUCCUCCCCUGCAUCACCCCAGCACGUUCCCCCCACGCAGGGAGCAAAGAGCCGAUGGGUUUCUUUGCUUGGAACUCCGGGAAGCCGGUGUCCAUCCCGCUCCCACUGCCAUCCCCCCCGUCCUCUCCCGCAGGGAGGUGAUAAACACCGGUGAGGCUGAGCUGGGUUGGGGGGGCUUUUGCAGGUGGUACAGUGGAAAACAGGCUGGAGAAAAGCAACAGUUGUUUUUCUGGACAGACUAUUGCACAAGGGGGCUGGAACACGGCUGUGCUUUCUGGAAAGCCUACCACAUGGCUGGCCCCUUCUCCCUUCAUCCUCAACCCUCUCGCACACGCGGCUUUGUUUUCCUUUAACACCCAAGGGUGUUUCUCCCCCCGUUAAAGCUCAGCUGUCAGCUGGACAUACCAGGCGCUUGCCAACACCGGCGGCAGCAGUCAGGUGAUGGACCAAAUGUCCGCAGGCUCCCCCAGCUCCGUCAUUUCUCGUACUUGAACCACACCGAGAAGCAGCAAGAAACCCAGCCUGGGCAGCACCCUGAGCCCACACUCGCCGCUGAGCCCGGACCGGCCACAUAAACCCAGCAGAUACCAUCGCUGAAAACCCGCAGUGGGUGUUAACUGGCCCGGCGCACUAUGUCCCAAACUCCUCUUCUUCGCUGCUACUAAAGGGGAGCGAGCCCCCCCCUCCGCCUUUCACCCAGCACCAUGGUGGGACAGAGCCCCCUGAACCCCAGCGAGAGCAGGACCGCCGUCCUCCUGGAGCCCUUUGUCCAUCAGGUGGGCGGCCAUAUGAGCAUGAUGAAGUACGACGAGCACACGGUCUGCAAGCCCUUGGUCUCGCAGGAGCUGAGCUUCUACGAGUCGCUGCCCUUGGCCAUGAGGCAGUUCACGCCCCAGUACAAAGGCAUCGUUUCUGUGCACCUCAAAAAGGACAGCCUCGGCAACCUGACCCUGAUCGCCAGCCCCAACCUGCAGACGGAGAGCUGCGGCCGGCUGGAUAACGCCAUCGGCGACUCCUCGGUGACGAUAUGGCACAAAUGCAAGUGGGCUGCCAGCACCGGCACCGGCAGCGAGCACACACUCGUCAAGUGGAGUCACACGCAGGUCACCAAGACCUUCAAAGACAGCUGCCCGGGGAAGAUGCUAUUGAGGACAGAGCUUCAGUACCGCACAGAUUCACUUUUGGAAGAUGCAAAUGGCAACCAGCCAGAAAGAAACAGCUACAACCCCUGGGGACUGCACUGUCACAGGCAGCACCUGAACCGCAUGUCCUCCAAGCAUAAUGAGAACAAACUUCAUCAGUUUCUAUUGCUCGAAAAUGUGGUAUCAAAAUACAACUAUCCCUGCAUCCUGGACUUAAAGAUGGGAACCCGGCAGCAUGGCGAUGACGCCUCGGAGGAGAAGAAAGCCCGGCACAUCAAGAAGUGUGAACAAAGCACCUCUGCGUCUCUGGGCGUUCGCAUCUGUGGGAUGCAGGUUUACCAAGCGGACACUGGCCAUUUUCUCUGCAAAGAUAAGUAUUACGGAAGGAAACUCUCACCUGAGGGAUUCAGGCAAACCUUGCACCAGUUCCUGUGCAACGGUAACCACCUCCGAACAGAUCUCCUGGAGCCCAUCAUCCUGCGGCUAAAAGCUCUGCUUUCUGUCAUUAGGAAGCAAAGCUCUUACAGGUUCUACUCCAGCUCACUUCUCAUCAUUUAUGAUGGACAGGAGCACAAGGAGAACACGGCACCCUUGGAUAAUCACCUUCACUUCCAAAAAACAAACUGCACCACGUCACAUGGCCCUAAUCCCUCCAGAGUUGAUGUCCGGAUGAUAGACUUUGCCCACACCACUUUUAAAGGCUCCAAAUGCAAUCACACCACUUACGAUGGGCCAGACCACGGCUAUAUUUUUGGCUUGGAGAAUCUCAUCAAAAUCCUUCAGAAUAUCUCAGAAGGAAAAUGACAAAUUCUGUGAAAUAGCCUGGAUUUACUAGUGACCGAUAGCCCUGAAAAGUACCGCAUUGGGUCAGCUAUAUGGGACCCUCGCAGCUGCUGGAUGUCACGUGCACGGUUUGGAAUGAGAGCAUGGACAGCUUGCUAGGAAAGUGCAAAAAACGCUACGUGCCAUUACUGAACUCAAGCGUACAAAGCAAAGAGCUGAAAGAAUCUGUUCUGCCUGCAAUCAAUCAGAAGAUUUAUUUUCCUUUCUUGUUUUACUGCUGUCCUUGAUUUAUUUGUGAGCCAAAAGAAAGCAUUACUUGAAAGAGUCUUAAUGAUAAAAUAGGACCUGCUCACCUCCACGCUCACGAAACCAAGCAGGCUAAGGAGAUAUUGUGCAUUUGAGGGAGACUAUUAAAAUGAGCUGGCAGGUCUCAACAGAUUGCAGUGUUACUUUCAACUCAUGCUCAACGUUACGAGCUGAACAAAAAGACACAAGCGGGAGAGAAAAAUGCACACCCUGACAUUCACACUCCACACGCCCAGUGCUGCGAGACGGUCAGGUGUUCUCCGUACAGCGCGGGUGUUGAAACACAGGCGUACGAGAUGCUCCAGAGGUUCUGUGCUGCUUAAGGUAUAAAAGCAGGGGGACCUCAGACCAAGAACUGGACCUCGCAAGGUUUAAUAUCCCUGUGGGAUUAUAACAGGGCAUGUUUCAGAAACCUUCUAAGCAAGGGGCUCUGUAGGGGCUGGAAGUAUUGGAAAGCGAUGAUUCUGUCAGAUACCAGUCACGAAAAAUGUUCACGUCGAGGUAUUUUUGCUUAAAAAAAGAAAAAAAAAAAAAGAAAAAAAAAAGUCUGAGAUUGAGUCAGGGACUAAACAUUAAAGGUCACCUAGAAAUUCUUUGAUACAAAUAUUGUGUGUGUGUUUGAAGGAGAUAAUAACAAAAGACUCAAAAUAAUGUUUACAGCUUUUGUGGACAGAUUUUAUUAUUACAGAACAAACAUAAUUCCUUCCUGCAUGGUGUGGGAAACCUGAAAGAGAAGUCCUUACACAAGGAAUAGAGCUACAGAACCCCAUUAUUGGGGAGUGGGGAUAUAAAUAAAAUUGUCUAAGUAACUCUCA
Messenger RNA from Aquila chrysaetos chrysaetos, 3861 nucleotides. It is a transcript of the gene IP6K3, whose product is annotated as inositol hexakisphosphate kinase 3. Bases 1520 to 2761 code for a protein of 413 amino acids. Gene Ontology annotation, molecular function: inositol hexakisphosphate kinase activity. The record is from RefSeq and is a predicted model, not a curated record. Gene Ontology annotation, cellular component: cytoplasm; nucleus. Gene Ontology annotation, biological process: inositol phosphate biosynthetic process; phosphatidylinositol phosphate biosynthetic process. The transcript has 6 exons. NCBI's taxonomy places the organism in Eukaryota, Metazoa, Chordata, Aves, Accipitriformes, Accipitridae.